Cuscuta epithymum is the source of this 671-nucleotide messenger RNA. The record is from the annotation of a GenBank genome assembly. Lineage: Eukaryota; Viridiplantae; Streptophyta; Magnoliopsida; Solanales; Convolvulaceae.
GUCUAUUUUGGGAGAACCCGAAUCAAUUUCAGGUCCGGAUCCCUACGGUCUGGCCGUCUGGGGCUGUGCCAAAGAGAAGUGUUUGACAGUUUCACCAAUUUCCGGCAGCGGCAAUAUAUUUCCGUAGCACGAGGUCAAAGAGUUAAGAAUCUCCCAACAUUUCCGUCGAUGGCUAUCCUACUUGGUCAUGUUUCAUCACCGUCGGUGCUACUUGCUCCUCCCUCUUCUGCAAUUUGGAAUAUUCGUCGGAAUUUGAAUACUAGUUUUUCCCCAAGAGCUGUUGGGGUUAAAGCAUGUUUUUUCAACCCUAUCCCAGAUCAACCUAUCAUCAAAGAAGCUCUCAAGGAACCUGUUGCUUUCAUGGGAGGGAUGCUUGCUGGCCUUUUAAGAAUUGAUCUGAAUGAAGAUCCUCUCAAGGAAUGGGUUACUAGAACUGUGGAGGCUACCCAAGAAAUUCAUCAAGCCACUGAAACCCAAGCAGAAGACACCCCACUACAGAUAGAAAUCGAAUGACUUUAUUGCAAGUGUAAACCUCAUGUAUCAUUUGUGCUUAUGUUUUUAUCUUUGACUAAUAAAUAAUACUUCCUCUUGUUCAUGACUUCUCAUGUUUUAAGAUAAAAACUUUUUGCUUUUGAUUUCAUAUUACACUCUUUACUGCCGAUGCAUUACCC